AUGAACAAAGCCGAAGAUGACUUUCUCCUUUCUCUUCUAAACGCAAUGGACGCGUCACAGCCGGCCCGUCACACCCAACCACCGCCAACCCCCGCCAUCGCCUCGACAAGCGCGCCAACGCAGGCGACACAGUGCACAAUGAAUAAAGAGAUCACCCAGCUACUCGAUGGCGCAGAAGACUGGAGCUGGGAUGACGACCUUGACGAGGAAAUGUUGACACACAAUGACACCGUCGAGAUUAAACCAAUUUUGGAGGGUAAAAACGCGUCGGAAAGGCCAGUGCGGCAUCCCGUCAGCCCACACACGCGUUGUGUUGUCCACAGCGUCGAGCUUCCAACGGCGGCAAGACGCGAAAAGGUGCUACUGGUAGCUUUUGGCGAAAAGUCAAAGGACCUCCACCAGGUGAUCCUCCAAGCCGAUUGGGCGUACACCGACAUUUCUCCUGGCGACGUGAUCAAUGUUAUUGGCAACUUUGUACCAGCAGCUCAGGAUCUCGAAUACAAAUCCACCAUCACUAUCACUGUACAACAACACUUUAUCGUUCUUCAUCCCGACCUCCUCGUUACUGCGACAGCCAUCGCCAAUGCGUCGUACUGUCAACGGAGACCCCACAUCUCCACGCUCCUCUCGACGGCAUCCAAGCCAACUCCAGUCCUCAUAUGGGGCACGAUUCUGCAUGAAAUCAUGCAGGCGUGUCUCCAGACUGGGAAAUGGGAUGACACGUUCAUUCACGAAGCCACGGACCGUCUUCUCCGGGCUAACAUGGACUCGCUCGUCCAGCUCGACGUCAACGUCGACGUCGCAAAGGCCGAAAUUGGCAAACGCGCUCAGGGGCUGCGAGAGUUUAGUCGACGAUACAUUGGCACUGGGGUAAAUCAGAAACCUCGAGCAAACGCCAUACUGUCCGACUCUCAUGCGCCCAAGGGCCAAAAGGCGCUCCUAGCUAUCUGUGGACUGCAUGCGACUGAAGAGGACAUAUGGUCUCCCCGGUACGGAAUCAAGGGCAAACUCGACGCAAGCCUCCGGGUUGUUCUCGAGGAAAGCGAGCAUGGCAAGGACGCCAACCGGAUGGUGAUGGAUAUGCCGUUUGAAAUCAAGACGGGCACCUCGAAAAGUUCAAUGGAACAUCGUGCACAGACGAUGCUCUACACGGUGCUCAUGGAGGAGAGAUAUGGCACUCAAGUUCCCGCGGGACUCCUCUACUAUACCCAAUCGGAGGAGUUGAUUCGUGUGUCAGCGGCGAGAAACGAAUUGCGCGCUUUGAUACAGAGCCGCAACAACAUGGUCGCCUACAUGCACAAGCGGACUGCGCUUGCCGCCAAGUCUGGUGGCGAGCCUCUACCAUUCCUUCCUCCGACCGAGGACGACGAGAGAACGUGCCGUCGUUGCUAUGUCGUAGACGGUUGUAUGCUCUAUCGCAAGGCCGUCGAGAACGUCGAAGAUACUACCAGCGAGAUUGCCGAAAUCUACCGUGACAGGACAGGGCACUUAACACCUCCUCAAUGCGCGUUCUUCAAAGACUGGGAGGCGCUCAUCUCGCUUGAAGAACAAGAAAUGAUCAAAUUCAGAAAAGAGCUGUGGACGAUGGGGGCGGAACAGCGGGAAAAGACAGGCAGAUGUUUGGCUAAUAUGGAACUUGUGGGGCCGUCCUCGGCUCAUCUUGCUGACGAACGUGCAAAGCAACAGCAGCAGUCGAUUCAGAUGCAGAGCGGAUCCAAAGUCUACCCCUGGACAUACACAUUCCGACGACGGCGAACUCCUCAAUCCUCGUCUGGACUCGAUCCCAAAGACAGUGCCUCGCUCAUCAAUGGACAUAUAUCCAGAGGUGAUGCCAUUACUGUCUCCGUCGAGCCGGAUCUACUUGCCUAUUCUCGCGGCUAUGUUCUCGCUCUCGAACCGGAACAAAUCACCGUUGGCGUGGAGCGAGAAUUGGAUCUCGCCAAGCUCAUCUCAAGGAAUCACGACGUCGAGGAAUUUGGACUUCGUACAAAGGUCGACAGCGGUAUCGUUUUCCGUCUCGACCGUGACGAAGUCUCGGCAGGUAUCAGCCGGAUCCGAAACAAUCUUGCCCAGCUGUUCUUCAAGGAUGGUGAUAAGCGAAGGUUGGAGUCGGUCGUAGAUCUCAAGCCACCAAGGUUCAAAGAGCUGGAGACGGACAAGACGGUGGUCAACGCUGCCGCUCUCAACGCUAGUCAGCGUCUCGCGAUGAAAAAGGUGCUCGCAGCGGAGGACUAUGCCAUUCUACUUGGUAUGCCUGGGACGGGGAAAACGACGACGAUUGCAGAAAUUAUCAAGGAGCUCGUCAGGAGAGGCAAAUCGGUCCUCUUGACUUCGUAUACCCACUCUGCUGUCGAUACAAUCCUCAUGAAGCUGCUGGAUGUCGAUUUUGAUGUCUUGCGUCUUGGCAAUUCCGAUAGGGUGCACCCUGCUGUUCACAAAAUGACGCUGGCUGCGCGACCGCGUCCGACAUCCGUCGGAGAGCUCGAAAGACAACUGCUCUCCCCACAAGUCGUCGCGACUACCUGCCUAUCCAUCGACCAUACUCUGUUCAGCAGGCGAAGAUUUGACGUCUGUAUCGUUGAUGAAGCGUCCCAAAUCACACUGCCCACUUGUCUUGGUCCACUCCGCUUUGCGGACAAGUUUGUUCUCGUCGGCGAUCACUUCCAGCUUCCACCUCUUGUCAAGAGCGUGCAAGCGCGCAAAGGAGGUCUCGACGUCUCGCUCUUCCGUCGCCUCAGCGAAGCACAUCCAGAGGCCGUUGUUGAGCUCCAAGAGCAGUAUCGAAUGAACGAGGACGUAAUGAAAGUGUCAAAUGCUCUCAUCUAUGAGAACAGACUCAAGUGUGGAAAUGAGGAGGUCGCGAAGCGGUCCUUGACUAUCGACCUUCCGCGAGCGAUGGAGCAAACACAUCAACAUGGAAAGGUUACUUGCACUGGUACUUCAUGUUGGAUUCGCGAUUUGGUGGACGCUAAUCGACAUGUUGUUUUUGUGGACACCGACUCUGUACCGGCGAAAGAAUCCAAGGUCGGCGACUUGGUACAGAAUACGACAGAGGCAGCCAUUCUUCAGCAGACCGUCAAGGCUCUUCUGCACGGAGGAGUUCAAGAAUCACAAAUCGGUGUUAUUUCACUCUACCGACAGCAAGUUAAACUCCUCUCACAUAUGCUCGACGACCAUCGCGGAGUCGAAAUCCUUACUGCCGACCGCUCGCAAGGCCGUGAUAAGGAUUGUAUUAUCAUUUCCAUGGUUCGCUCCAACGAUUCGAAUAACAUUGGCGAACUUCUGAAAGAUUGGCGCCGACUAAACGUCUCUUUCACUCGUGCACGUUCAAAACUCAUCAUCAUCGGCUCUCGCGGCACCCUUGACGGAACCAAGCUCCUCCAAGAGUUUUUCGAGCUGAUGGGACGCGAGGACUGGAUGUACAAACUCCCCAAGGAUGCACAUCUCAUGCACAACCCUGAAUACGUUCAGCAGCAGCAACCACGACAGCAUCAACCGCCAAACGUCGCUUUACAUCCUCUACAGGAACAGCGAAAACAGGUUCAACUGCCUUUAUUACCUCUUCGUCCUGCCAAUGGCUUGAAACGAAAGCGAACGGCGGCAACGAUGGAAAAGGAGAACGAGCCAGACACCUCUCUUUUACUCUCACCCUCUCCUCGGAAGAAGAGGAAAGUAGUGAUUGAAAAGACAUUGUCUGUAUCUCGUCGCUCCAAGGUUGCAUCGGGUACCGCAAUUCUGCGAGGUCGCGCAAUGUUGAAGGAUGUCAUUAUGGAGGACCAAACGUUGUGA
Messenger RNA from Serendipita indica DSM 11827, 3789 nucleotides. The record is from the annotation of a GenBank genome assembly. Lineage: Eukaryota; Fungi; Basidiomycota; Agaricomycetes; Sebacinales; Serendipitaceae.